AUGAAGCUUUCUCUCAUCACCAUCUUGUCUGCCACCGCGCUGGUUUCGGCUGCGCCUUUCGCUGAGCCCGAAGCCUUCCUCGAUGAGCGUCAGGCUGCUCAGAGCAUCGAUGCUGCGAUGAAGGCAAAGGGCAGGAAGUACUUCGGUACCUGCUCUGACCCAGGCCGCUUCAACAGUGGAAAGAACGGUGCCAUUAUCAAGGCGAACUUCGGUCAAAUUACACCCGAGAACUCCAUGAAGUGGGAUGCCACUGAGCCCUCGCGUGGUUCGUUCAACUUCGGCACUGCCGACCAGACCGCCAAGUUCGCAAAGGACAACGGCAAGCUCCUCCGCGGUCACACCACCGUGUGGCACUCGCAGCUGCCCAGCUGGGUUUCGUCCAUCAGGGACAAGGCCACCUUGACCACUGUCAUGCAGAACCACAUCAGCUCUUUGAUGGGCCGCUACAAGGGUCAGGUCUACGCCUGGGAUGUCAUCAACGAGAUGUUCGAGGAGAACGGCAACUUCCGUGCCAGCGUCUUCUACAACGUCCUUGGUGAGGACUUUGUUCGUAUUGCAUUCGAGGCUGCCAAGGCUGCGGACCCGUCUGCGAAGCGUUACAUCAACGACUACAACCUGGACCAAGCUUCCUACGCGAAGACCCAGGCCAUGGUCAGGAACGUCAAGAAGUGGAUCGCUGCCGGCAUCCCUAUCGACGGUAUCGGUUCCCAAGGUCACUUGCAAUCUGGCCAGGGUGCCAACGCCCCAGCUGCCAUGGCCGCGCUUUGCGGAGCAGCUCCCGAGUGUGCGCUCACCGAGGUCGACAUCCAGAACGCCCAGCAAUCCGACUGGACCAACGUUGUCAAGGCUUGCUUGAACCAGAGCAACUGUGUUGGUAUCACCGUCUGGGGUGUCCGCGACUCCGACUCCUGGAGGCCUCAGGGCAACCCGCUUCUGUUCGACUCCAACUACAACGCCAAGACUGCUUACAACACCGUUCUUGCUGCUCUGCAGUAA
Molecule: messenger RNA, 996 nt
Organism: Alternaria burnsii
Lineage: Eukaryota; Fungi; Ascomycota; Dothideomycetes; Pleosporales; Pleosporaceae
Product: glycoside hydrolase family 10 protein
Exons: 4
Coding region: 1-996 (331 amino acids)
Biological process (GO): carbohydrate metabolic process
Molecular function (GO): hydrolase activity, hydrolyzing O-glycosyl compounds
Source: RefSeq, a predicted model, not a curated record